Molecule: messenger RNA, 3535 nt
Organism: Harpia harpyja (harpy eagle)
Lineage: Eukaryota; Metazoa; Chordata; Aves; Accipitriformes; Accipitridae
Gene: SCN3B
Product: sodium voltage-gated channel beta subunit 3
Exons: 7
Coding region: 563-1090 (175 amino acids)
Biological process (GO): sodium ion transport; ventricular cardiac muscle cell action potential; regulation of heart rate by cardiac conduction
Cellular component (GO): voltage-gated sodium channel complex
Molecular function (GO): sodium channel regulator activity
Source: RefSeq, a predicted model, not a curated record
GCUGAUACCUGGCAGGAACUCACCAAGAUCUGUACCUGAUAUCAACAUCUACAGAUUCAUUCUUCUCAAAGCACUGGGUUUUUUAAUUUUGGCCAAAGCCAGUGUUUUGUAUAGUCUGUAGUUCCGUGUUAAAAGUGAAAGAAAAUGGCAAUUGUGCUACUAGGAGGAGAAGGUUGGAAACCCACAGGUGGAAGGUGCAGAACAUAGCCAAAAACCAAAAAAAACUUAUCUUUCACAAUGGGAGACUUGAUUCUGCAAGACAAUAAGUAUAUCCGGCCAAACAUCUCCAGUACAAAAAGAGUCUCUUGGAAUCCUUCGUAUUGCCUGGACACCUGUGAAAACAAGCCACAUUUGAGAAGUAGCCCAGAGCUGUCUUCUAGGGGACUUGGAAAUGAACUUAAAGGUGUAUGCCUGUGUUUAUUGACAGCUGGGAGGAGAUUCAGCAUUGUUCACCGUUUAAGGAAAAAAGCAGCAGCUAGCACUUCAAUCCAGACGAGCUGGUUUUUGUUCUGCAGUAUGUGUUGAAGUUCCAUCAGAGACAGAGGCUGUCCAAGGAACGCACAUGAAGCUACUCUGCAUCUCCUGCAUGAAGAGGGAAGAGGUCACAGCCAGCACGGUGGUGGAAUGGUUCUACAGGCCGGACGGUGGAAAAGAUGAACCUAUCUACAAGUACGAGAAAAAGAUCCAUGAAUUUCCAAGCCGCUUCAGUGGUCGGUUACAGUGGAAUGGGAGUAAAGACAUGCAGGAUGUAUCCAUCACUGUGCUAAAUGUGACCUUGAACGAUUCGGGUAUCUACACCUGUAAUAUCACCCGCGAGUUUGAGUUUGAGAUUCACCGACCUCUCUUCACAAGCUCCAGAGUGAUCCCCCUCACCGUGGUGGAGGAGGCUGGAGAAGACUUCACCUCGGUCAUCUCUGAAAUUAUGAUGUAUAUUCUGCUGGUCUUCCUCACCUUAUGGCUACUGAUAGAAAUGGUCUAUUGCUACAGGAAAGUCUCUAAGGCAGAGGAGGCUGCCCAGGAAAAUGCGGCAGACUAUCUUGCGAUUCCAUCAGAAAACAAGGAAAACUGUGCCGUGCCUGUGGAGGAAUAGCAGAGAGGAGUCAGCGGAACAAACAGCACCAAGGGGCUCUGAAGACAGAAGGACCGCAUCAUGCCAGCCAGGUUUGAGGGGGAGCUCUGCGCCGUCAGGAGGAAAUACGGGGAAGUGUAAAUUCUCUUCCGUUUGCCUUGGACUCUGUACAGCCUUGACUUUGGCCUCAUGACUCCAUUCUGAGCUGCCAGCCCAUUUGCUAAAGGACUCUUCUUUUGAAGCAUGCUGAGCAAAGGGCACAGGGGUGCGGGCAGCACGGCUCCUUCCCAAGUUUCAGUCCCAUCAUCAUGUUAAUGGCUUUGUAAAUGUUAAGUGUCAUUUCUUAGCUGCUGUCACCACCUUUAUUUGCUAAAUAUGCUAGUUCUCCAUUGCAGAGGUAAAGGGUAUGUAUUUCAUGUUACUCUGACCUGCAGGACUGGGAAUGAGGUCAUCUUAGGGUGAUGUUCCACCAUAUGUUACAGCCCAAGCAGUCUUAUCAGUGUUAAAACAGGAAGAAUUUAGUUGGUUGUUGCUCAGUAAGUUGCUCUGGACUUCGGGCUGCCCAUGCACAGGCAGAGUAGGAUGAGGACUGUGAUGCAUUAGAAUUGUUGAAAAUGUGUAGUAGGAAGGACGAGUCCCUGUGCCAUGUUCCCACUUGCUUCUGGAGGAGGGAACUGAGAACAUAGAUCCUGAAGCACUCCUACUUUGGGAGGCAGUAUGACGUAAGUAUAAGAAUCCCCUGUACCCCUCCUCCCCCCCCCCCCUUCACUUAGCAAGUGUCAAAAUUCUUAGUUCCUUCCAUUUGCCUUGCAUAGCAGGUUUACUCCUCAAGUAUGCAGAGACACAGUGAUAGGAAUAACCUGCGGAGCCACGUUCUGCAACAACAGGCAAGCCAGUAGGACAAGGUAUGCAGUUCACCUGUUUCUGGGGAAACCCCCGAAAGGAAGACAGUCUGAUAAGUAGGCAAGGAAAGUAAAUAGGAUGCACAGCCCUCACAGGAAAAGGAUGGACAGCUUUGUAAAAUGGUAGUACUUUUUGUAACUGUGAUAGUUUUCUCAUACUACAGUGUAGCACCACCUAGAGGAAUAGAUAGAAAACGCUUAUUUUUUCCUAGUUGAUAGUAACUCUUUCUUGUGAUAAUUAGUCACUGGUUUGAAUAGUCAGCAUUCGUUCUAAGAAGUGAUCUGCUGCUGCACAGGAAUCAGGCUGUAAAUUCAGUGUUUCCCAUGCAAACUUACCUUUUCAAUUGUAGUGGAUUAAGCAGAGUAAAAUUUGUUUUCUGGCCUUAAGUGUAGAUCAGUUGAGCUCAACAACUAGGAUUACAAGGAGGAAAAAAAGGCAGAAACAUUGGCCAGGGUGGAAUUGUACCUUAAGACAAAAUGGGGAAAGGUUUGUAUUUUUCAUAUAACAGAUGUUGUUACAUCCCUGCUGCAAUGGAGCCUGUACUGCUUGCAAGAGUUGACAAAUUUUGCUACACUGACCGCUUUUAAAUAGUUACAAAGUGCUUGUGAAUCAAGGCAUGCUUCCCACCUAUGGAAUUUCCUCUGCUUUGUUCUGCUGCUUUUUAUGUGUUGCUAAAAUCACAGAAAUUACUCCAUUUGUAAGAAGUCAGUCCCAGGCCAGAUUUCAAACUGGCAGUUGUUCAAAAUUCCUUUUUUAGAGUGGGUGUCAACUUUAGUAAACUACUACAAUCCAGAGCCGAGUCUGGCAACUUGAGCGCAUUUUCCAGAUGAAGCACACUUGUAGUCUGGGCAUUGGUUCCUUAAAACUUAAUACCCAAAAGGGGAAAAAGCAGCUCCUCUUCUAAUUCAGCUGGAUGUCUUCAUUUUCCCUAGGCCAACCUGCCUGGCCUCGGGGCAAUUUUGGGCAUAAUCCUAACUCUAAACUCACAGCAACAGAGGAGGGACUAGAUUGCAACUCCAGUGUUUCCGUCACUGACCGCGGCAUUGAUGCCCACGGUGAUUUUUAGGUAAGGUCACGUAACCUCUCUCCCACUUCAGUUCUGCUCCUCAGUCCCUGUGAAGCAUUGAUAAUUGUCUGGUGUCAUAAUGUUAAGUCAAAAAAGGAGUAAACUGAGAACUUCUCGAGAGCUACCUUAGGUGGUAGAGAAGGGCCGUCCUCUAGUCCUGCACCUUCCGGUAUCUUACAUGCAUCUUCUUAAGAUGCUCUUUUUGGACAUAAUCUUUCACUUUUCCAGUUCCUGCAGACAGAUAUGACUAUUGCCCUCUGUUGUUCUAGGCAGGAGAAAAUGGUGUCUGAAUUUUGCUCGAGAUUCUCAUAGAAAAAAAAAAAAACAAAACCAAAAAAAAAGGGGGGGGGGGGAUUUUUCGAGGGUGGUCUUAAAGGCAGGCUGUGUCCUGGAAGAGAUGGUCCUGGUUGGUCUCUGAAAAGACUCUCUCUGUAUUUGGAAAUGACAGAAGAGACUUUAGAAUAGGCAGGAUAAUAAAAAGAACAAAGCACUCACGA